AUGUGCGUGAAGAGGGGACAUUGUUUUCCAUCCAGACUCAAUGUCACCUUCACUUGCUGUCCGUGUGUGUGGCUGCCUCUGUUUCUUCUGCUUCAGAGAGUCAGGAGCAUUCAAGGAGGUCCUGAAGCCCACAAGCAUUUUUGUUGGCCAAACUCUGAGUCUUUGACUCCGGCCCGUUGUUGUGCCAAUCCGCCUGGUGACCCAAGUGACCCAAAUUGCUGGUACGAUGGCCUCACAUUUGAUCUUUGCUGCACAAGGUGGCUGCAGCCUCGCAUGCCUUCUUUUCCCGUAGAUAUUGACAAGAUGAAAACCAAUCUUGACAUUUGCAUGAGACAGCCUGCUUUGAUGAAGCCAGAAGGUCCUUGCAGCAAAUCGGCCUAUUUUGCAGGUGAGGGUGCCCCGAUUGGCAGACUUCUGUUCUGCGCUGUACAGGUUGGACGUGUCGAACGAGUUCUUGACGUCUUUCUGGGAUCUGGAUGCAGUGGCGCCACAGCUCUUGCUGCAAUGACUGAAAGGGAUGCUGGAGCAACUGAGGGUUUGGGGGACAGCUAUGUUUCGUCCGAGUCCUCUGACUCGUUCGAAGUUGGAUUUGGACUUGACUCGGUUCUUGAGUCGACUAUGUCGACGAAGUCGACGGAGUUGUCUGUUCUGGUUGGCUUUGAGGAUUUGGAUUUCGCUCGAGCGCGUGCGGCUCGGAGGGCUCUGAAAGCCUGGCAGCCUCGUCGUGUGAAGGCCUCAACAACCACGUUGUACGCUGUGGCCUCGCGGCUUCGUCAGGACCUUCAGGGCCUUCAGGGCCGGCAGAAAGCGUGGAUUUUGUCUGCCCAAUUCCGGUCCAAUGCAACGGGAUGUCAAAAAUGCACCACGGUAUGGACUGUUGACUGCCCGGAGAAGUGCACCUAUCAAUAUGGUGCAAUUGAAGCUGUUUGUGAAGGGUUGAAAGGGAUUGACUUGGUCUUCUGGGAUUCAGAUGGUUCUGCUGCUGAUGGUUGGCUCCUGGAAUGGCUAUCAAUCGAACGUGCUUGUGCUCCUCGCUUCGUGCUUUUGUUGAACCUGUCUUUGCCCAAUCACGGAGCUUGGAUUCGAGAGCGACUACGAGCUUCAGGAUAUCAAGAAGUCUGGUGGGAUGCCAAGAUUCUGCAUCCAGGCAAGUCAUGGAUUGUGCUGGUCAUUGUCUAG
Molecule: messenger RNA, 1179 nt
Organism: Cladocopium goreaui
Lineage: Eukaryota; Dinophyceae; Suessiales; Symbiodiniaceae
Source: the annotation of a GenBank genome assembly